Messenger RNA from Gadus morhua (Atlantic cod), 1621 nucleotides. RefSeq names its product secretagogin, EF-hand calcium binding protein (gene scgn). NCBI's taxonomy places the organism in Eukaryota, Metazoa, Chordata, Actinopteri, Gadiformes, Gadidae. Gene Ontology annotation, cellular component: terminal bouton; synapse; nucleus. The coding region runs from base 107 to 922 and encodes 271 amino acids. The record is from RefSeq and is a predicted model, not a curated record. The transcript is spliced from 11 exons. Gene Ontology annotation, biological process: regulation of long-term synaptic potentiation; regulation of presynaptic cytosolic calcium ion concentration. Gene Ontology annotation, molecular function: calcium ion binding.
GCCAGAAGGGCUGUUUCUUUACUUGGGACUCCUCUGGUGUACAGCAGUCACCACACACUGAGAGAGCACUGUUUAGGAGGUCAGGACAGAAGGAGUGCUUGCUGAGAUGGAGAGGGCUUUUGAUCAACUGGAUGCCGCGGAGUUCCUGGCGAUCUGGCACCACUUUGAUGCUGAUGAUAAUGGCUACAUCGAGGGAAAAGAGCUUGAUGAGUUUUUCCGUCAUGUGAUGAAAAGACUGGGCUCGCAGGAAACAACAGAGGAGAAUGUACAGAAGCUGAAGCAGAGGUUCAUGUCGACUUACGAUGUCACGGCCGACGGAAAACUACAGAUCCAAGAGUUGGCGCUCAUGAUCCUGCCCGCAGACGAGAACUUCCUGCUGGUGUUCCGCAGGGAGGCUCCUCUGGAUAACAGCGUUGACUUCAUGAAGAUAUGGAGGAAAUAUGACGUUGACUGCAAUGGUUGCAUAUCAGCUCAGGAGCUAAAGGCUUUCCUUCGAGACCUUAUCCAGCAGCACCACAAGGAAGUGUCACCUAGCAAGCUGGAUGAGUACACUGAUGCCAUGAUGAAAGUAUUUGACAAAAACAAGGACGGUUGUUUGGAGCUGAAUGACAUGGCCAGGAUCCUGGCGAUGGAAGAUAACUUUUUGCUCCAAUUUCAACUGGAUGCCUCCAGUCAAGGAGAGAGGAAAAGAGACUUUGAGAAGAUCUUCACCCACUAUGAUGUCAACAAGACGGGGGAGCUGGAGGGGGUGGAGGUGGACGGCUUUGUGAAGGACAUGAUGGAGCUGGUCAGGCCCAGUAUCACAGCGAAAGAGCUGGACAAGCUGAAAGUAAUCCUGCUGGGCCACUGUGAUGUCAACAGGGAUGGAAAGAUCCAGAAGAACGAGCUGUCUCUCUGUCUGGGAGUGCGGCCCAGGCCUUAGGGCACACACCAUUGAAUGUGUCCCAAUAGACCUCUGAAGAAUAAGUCCCGCCUCCGAGGCUCCGGUUCCCUCGGUCAAAUGUCUAUGGGAAAUACCAUGGCGUUUUUGAAUUAUCGUACAUAACAAACUCUGUAGGUGGCGAAGAAGUAAAAGCUGCGUCACGUUCUGAACUACACACUUUUUCCAUCUAGUUUCGACUGGGUUUUUGAAUUGUCGUUGCCGUUAAAGCAGCAUUAAUCAUCGUUAACUACUUUAACGACAUCGACAAUCAGAAAUCCCAGUCGAAACUAGAUGGAAAAAGUGUGUAGGCCUAGUUCAAAACAAAUAUUGUUUGUAGAAAGAAUGUUGAAACUCACAAAUAAAUAAAUAACUCGAAAAUAGUAAAUGCCCUCUUCUUUAGAAGAGUGACGACAACAAAUGGCCUGUUCCCACCUACGGCAAAGACCUUGCGGAAAUGAGGAAAUCACUUCUACUUUAUCGCCCUCAUGCCUCAUCUGAAAAAGGGUUUUCCCUUCAUUAUUUUUGCUCAAUAUACAUGUUGAAUCAACGGUGUUUUCCCACUAUGACCACAGACAAUGUAUACUGUCUGUGUCCGUCAGCAUGUUGCGUGAACGGAUGUGUCGGUUGGUUUCGAUUUACCCACAUCAACCUCUCCAUUUGUUAAGAUUGGAAAUAAAAAUAUACUAAUUUAAGCUGAAA